Molecule: messenger RNA, 1100 nt
Organism: Arabidopsis thaliana (thale cress)
Lineage: Eukaryota; Viridiplantae; Streptophyta; Magnoliopsida; Brassicales; Brassicaceae
Gene: TIP1;3
Product: tonoplast intrinsic protein 1;3
Exons: 1
Coding region: 36-794 (252 amino acids)
Biological process (GO): transmembrane transport; urea transmembrane transport
Cellular component (GO): vacuolar membrane; membrane
Molecular function (GO): channel activity
Source: RefSeq, marked reviewed
GAAGAGGAAGCAAGAAAGCAAAUUUUUUUGUAACGAUGCCUAUCAACAGAAUUGCGAUUGGAACGCCGGGGGAAGCUAGUCGUCCCGAUGCGAUUAGAGCAGCUUUCGCGGAGUUUUUCUCGAUGGUUAUAUUCGUUUUCGCGGGUCAAGGCUCUGGAAUGGCUUAUGGAAAACUAACUGGAGAUGGUCCAGCCACACCUGCCGGUCUUGUGGCCGCGUCUUUGUCUCAUGCGUUUGCGUUGUUCGUUGCGGUUUCCGUUGGAGCUAACGUUUCAGGUGGUCAUGUGAACCCGGCGGUUACAUUUGGGGCUUUUAUUGGUGGAAACAUAACGUUGUUGAGAGCUAUUCUUUAUUGGAUCGCUCAAUUACUCGGAGCAGUCGUAGCUUGCUUGUUGCUCAAGGUAAGCACUGGCGGGAUGGAAACGGCUGCGUUUUCGCUAUCAUAUGGAGUGACGCCCUGGAACGCAGUCGUUUUCGAGAUUGUGAUGACGUUUGGGUUAGUUUACACGGUUUACGCUACUGCCGUGGAUCCCAAGAAAGGUGAUAUUGGAAUCAUUGCGCCUUUGGCGAUUGGGUUAAUCGUUGGAGCUAACAUUCUGGUUGGUGGUGCUUUCGACGGUGCAUCGAUGAACCCCGCGGUUUCAUUUGGUCCGGCCGUGGUUAGCUGGAUUUGGACGAAUCAUUGGGUCUAUUGGGUUGGUCCUUUUAUCGGUGCAGCCAUUGCAGCUAUUGUUUAUGAUACUAUCUUUAUCGGUAGUAAUGGACAUGAACCACUUCCUUCUAAUGAUUUCUAAGUUAGGUUUUUUUUUCUUGUGUCUUGUGAAACAAGAAAUCUACAGUUGUAGCCUACUAUGGGUAUUUUGAGGGAGAUAUGUGUUUUUAAUUGUUUUUCACUACUUUUGUUGUUUUAAGUAAUUAAUAAAUUGAUUGGUGGAAAAUUUACACUAAUUUAAAUUAGAUUAAACUAUUAUGUGGGGUAUACGUAGUAUUCUGCCAUACUUAAGGAAUUCAUGUACAAACGAAUUUUAUUGGAGGCAUAUUCUUGAGAUUAUGCUUCCAUGGUGAAAACUGAAAAUAUAUCAAACAUAAUGGGACCCGCC